Pseudopodoces humilis (Tibetan ground-tit) is the source of this 2102-nucleotide messenger RNA. The record is from RefSeq and is a predicted model, not a curated record. Lineage: Eukaryota; Metazoa; Chordata; Aves; Passeriformes; Paridae.
AUGGCCGGGAGGUCCCCGGUGUCCCCAUGUCCUGCCUGGGCCCGGGCUGGCCGCGCUGUCCCCGUCGCCGAGGGCUCGGUGCCCCAGCGGUGUCGCCACGGGGCCAGCUCGGGGCCAGCCCCAGAGCCCGGCUCCCGCUGCCGCUGUCCCCGCGCUGCCACCGCCAGCCAGCCGUGUCCCUUGUCCCUUGCAGCCCAGAGCCUCGGCCUCGCUGGUGCCCCGAGCCCGCAGCUCCUCGUGGAGCCCCCCUGGAGGCCGGCGGUGCUGUGGGACCGGGUGACACUGACCUGCCGGGGCUCGGGGACCGCCGGGGACACCACCUGGUACAAGGACGGGCGGCGAUGGCGACAGAAGGGACCCGAGAGCUUCACUGUCACCGAGAGUGGCACCUACCAGUGUGACAGAGCCGGCACCGGGCGCAGCCCCCCCGUGACCGUCUCAGACGGUGAGCGGGGUUUGGGUGUCCCCAGCCCGGCAGCCGCGGGGACCCCGAGAGCUCUGGGGGGGCAGCUGGAGCUCCUGGUGCUGCAGGUGCCGGCGGGGCCGCUGCUGGAGGGGGACACGGUGACACUGCGCUGCCGGAGCAGGUGGGACGACCCGGUCACCGGGGUGUGGUUCUACCACGAGGAGAAUGAUUUGGGUGAAUCCCGGUGGGAGUUCCUGUCCCGGACGUCCCUGUCCCCUCUGAGGCUGCAGCACAGCGGCCGCUACCGCUGCCGGACCCGGUGGAGUUCCUGGUCCUCAUGGUGGGUGCAGUCAGAGCCGGUGUCAGUGACAGUGCACGAGCUCUUCCCGGUGCCGGUGCUGGAGGCUCCGGCCGAGCUGAUCGCGGGGUCCCCCCUGAAGCUCAGCUGCCUCAGCAGCCGCAGCCCCCUGCGGCCCCUCACCCCCCUCGUGCACCGCUUCUACCGGGACGGGCGGGAGCUGGGGGGCCCGCAGGGGUCCCCGCAGCUGCUGCUGCCCGCCCUGGGGGUCUCCGGCUCGGGGAAUUACAGCUGCGAGGUGCAGAGCCAGGGGGGGGCCGUGCGGAAGAGCAGCGCCCCGCUCCGCGUCACGGUGCUCGUGCCCGUGGCCAAUGCCACCAUCAGCCCCGGUGCCCUGGGCCAGCAGGUGCGCGCAGGUGAGCCCGUGAGGCUGCGCUGCUCGGUGCAGGUGGGCUCAGCCCCUGUCACCUUCACCUGGCUGCGCCACGGCCGGGAGGUGGCCCGGGGUCCCCUGCUGGAGCUCGCCCACGUCGGGCUGGCACAUUCGGGCACCUACCAGUGCGUGGCCACCAACCAGCUGGGACAGGACGGGCACCGCGUGUUCCGGGCACUCAGCCCCGAGCUGCUCCUGGAGGUGACAGCGGGGGGACACGGCGACACAGUGGCCGCAGCGGUUGGGGGGUCCCUGCUCCUCCUGCUCCUGCUCCUGGCUGUAGCUGCGGGCUGGCGCCGGUGGAACAACGUGGCUGCCAGGAAGCAGCAGGAGAGGGCCCCCCCGGCCCCCCCGGAGGAGGGGGAGGUGCUGUACAGCCGCGUGGUGAGCACCCAGCGCCCAGGGGGUGACACGGGGCUGGGACACCGGGACAUGUCACCCAUCGCUGCCGCCCCCACCCGGAGCCCACAGCCGGGGGCUCUCGCAGGCUCCCCCCGCGCCCCCACGCUCCAGGACCCCCGGGUGAUCUACGCGGAGCUGCGGCGACCCCACGGGCGACCCCGGGAACGCGGUGACAUCGACGGGGACGUGCUGUGACAGCUCUGGGGGAACUGGGGGGCAGCGGGGGACCCCCCACCCACGUCAGUGUCCCCCUCCCCACUGCUGUGGGGUGCCCAACAUUCACGGGGAGGCGGGCACAAGUGGGGGGGUCACCCGUGAGGUUCCCCACGCUCCCUGACCCCCCAAGGGCUUCCCCACCCCUUUCCCACUGCCCCAUUCCACAUCCAGGUACCCCCAGGGGCUCCCUGAUUCUCCUCCCAGUGCCUCUCCAUUGCUCCCAGUGUACCCAGGUGUUUCCCAUUCGAUCCGUCCCCAGUAGCCCUGUGGCUCUGCAAUCCCCCUCCCAGUGCUCCCAGUACAGCCCUGGCUCCCCACCAGUGCCAGGGGAGCCCAGGACCGGCAGC